AUGCUCGACCUAAGAAACGCCCAGCAUAUUCAGGACUCACGAGAUCUGUUGCGUAUACUGAAAUCGGAGAAGCAGGUUAAUGACGUCCUCGAUCGAAGCGUUUUCGCGGGCAACAACAGUGAAAAGCUGAAAAAAGACAUCCUUUGGAGGGCACAAUACGUCGGCCAAAGCGUGAACUUCUGGGAAUUGGCAAAAGCCGAUCUGCCGUGGCAGAUCUCGGAAGGCAGCCACUUGAAUAUGAAUGGUCCUUCCGAGGGUGUCCGCACGACCAAACUUGAGAAUGUCUCCCAGUCUCUGGCAAGACACGCCUACUACAAGGAUGCGUACAUUGCUAGGAGCCCAUUCCGUUGCUUCCAUCGCAGUGACGGCUUCCUUCUAACAAUGUCCCCGGCGGCUGGAGUGAAUUACCUCAACACCAACCUGCCGUACUAUUUGAAUAUGUCACGGGAAGAGCUGGCUGAGUCAAACUUCGCCUCUGUGUUUGCUCAGGUUUUCAAGGAGUUUUCUGAGACCGGCACAGAGACAUGGUACCGGAAAGACGUGGAAUGGUUCCUAGUAUACCUCAUCACUGAGAUUGGAACCACACCACACAACAUCCGCCAAGGAUACAGUGUGCCUUCCCUGAUGGAUGCAUACGAUGCUAUCGUUCAUGAACUGGGUAAUGUUGUGGGCGAUCCUCCACACAACGAAAACGGCGAGACGCCUGCAGACAGGAUCGCUUUCGCCCAGAACAGGAUGGAAGAGUCUCUUGAUCAGUGCAAGAGGCUCAACGCUGACCUCCGCGAGUCUUUGAAUUCGGUGAGGAUAUGCUCAUAUAAGAACCUACCCGACAAGUCUUGCUGA
Molecule: messenger RNA, 843 nt
Organism: Diaporthe citri
Lineage: Eukaryota; Fungi; Ascomycota; Sordariomycetes; Diaporthales; Diaporthaceae
Exons: 3
Coding region: 1-843 (280 amino acids)
Source: RefSeq, a predicted model, not a curated record